Molecule: messenger RNA, 1599 nt
Organism: Phycodurus eques (leafy seadragon)
Lineage: Eukaryota; Metazoa; Chordata; Actinopteri; Syngnathiformes; Syngnathidae
Gene: mdh1ab
Product: malate dehydrogenase 1Ab, NAD (soluble)
Exons: 9
Coding region: 70-1074 (334 amino acids)
Biological process (GO): oxaloacetate metabolic process; tricarboxylic acid cycle; malate metabolic process
Cellular component (GO): mitochondrion; cytosol
Molecular function (GO): L-malate dehydrogenase (NAD+) activity
Source: RefSeq, a predicted model, not a curated record
UUUAACGGAUGACCUACCACCCGCACCCGGCUAACUCAGUGAGCAGCGAGACCUGAAGCCGUCGACAGCAUGUCUGAGCCAAUUAGAGUUCUGGUGACGGGCGCUGCAGGGCAGAUUGCCUACUCGCUGUUGUUCAGCAUUGCCAAGGGAGAUGUCUUUGGCAAAGAUCAGCCAAUCACGCUGCUACUCCUGGACAUUCCGCCCAUGAUGCCCGUCCUGGAAGGUGUUGUCAUGGAAUUGCAGGACUGCGCCCUCCCUCUCCUAAGAGAAAUCGUGGCCACCGACAAGGUGGAAGUGGCCUUCAAGGACCUGGACGCCGCCAUCUUGGUGGGCUCCAUGCCCAGGAGGGAGGGCAUGGAGAGGAAGGACCUGCUCAAAGCCAACGUGGCCAUCUUCGAGACCCAGGGAACGGCCCUGGAGAAGUACGCCAAGAAGGCCGUCAAGGUUCUGGUGGUAGGAAACCCGGCCAACACCAACUGUCUGAUCGCAAUGAAGUCUGCUCCCUCCAUCCCUAAAGAGAACUUCUCGUGCCUCACCCGCCUCGACCACAACAGGGCUCGCUCUCAGGUUGCGAUGCGCUGCAACGUCCCCGCCACCCACGUGAAGAACGUGAUCAUCUGGGGCAACCACUCGUCCACGCAGUACCCGGACGUGCACCACUGCAAGGUCAACGUGUCCGGCGGCGAGGUGGCCUGCUUCGACGCCGUCAAGGAUGAGGCAUGGCUCAAAGGGGACUUCAUCACGACGGUGCAGCAGAGAGGCGCCGCUGUCAUCAAGGCCAGGAAGCUGUCCAGCGCCAUGUCUGCAGCCAAGGCCAUCUGCGACCACAUGAGGGACAUCUGGUUCGGCACCCCUGAGGGUGAGUUCAUCUCCAUGGGCGUGUACUCCUCGGGGAACGCCUACAAAGUCCCAAAUGAUCUCAUCUACUCCUUCCCUGUCCAUAUCAAGAACAAGUCCUGGAAAAUAGUGGAGGGCCUGCCCAUCAACGACUUCUCCAAGGCCAAGAUGGAGGCCACGGCCACUGAGCUGAUAGACGAGAGGGACACUGCAAUGGAGUUCUUGGCCAAGAAGUGACUCGGUUUAGAAGCUCGCCUGUAACAAAGCAACUCCCUUCAAUGUCCUUGUAUUCAUCAUUUGUGUGUGUGUGUGUGUGUGUGUGUGUGUGUGUGUGUGUGUGUGUGUGUGUGUGUGUGUAAGAGAUGUGGAUUAAGUGUGUUUUCUUGUGACUUUAGGGGGUGGGGGGGAUGGAACGCUCUGGUACUGAAAUGAAUUCCAAGGGCACCUAGCUGGCUGAGUUGUAGCUAGGCAGACGUGCACUUUUUAAAGGUUACAAGUACAAGAGCUUCGCUUGUUUUUGGUUUCUUCAGCUUUGCGGGUUCUACGUAUCUUAUUCCCUUGUGAAGAACACAAGCAUCAUGGCUGCUCCGGACCAACCACAGUAUACCUUUUAUCAUCACUAGUGACCAUGCUCCAAUGUGAGCGCUAGGGCAGUCUAGUUCGUCACCUCCAGCUUGUCAUUUCACUUUAAGUGGUGUUUUAAAAAAAAAAUACAAAUAAAACUACACUUGAAUCCCAACUGUUCAUGCUGUAACAAUGAAA